AUGGAGCAUGCUCUACAUGCAAGGGAAGAUGCCCAGGGCAGGCCAACUGACACACGCAUUACGGAACUCAUCCUCAUCAACGUCAUCCCAUGUGGCAUUGCAGGCUGCAUCGUUGGAUUGCGUAUGUAUGCCCGGACGAUGACGGUGAAUAAAUUGGGGUUGGACGAUUUGUUCGUAAUGCUUGCUACGUUUUUCGGAGUAGUUGUAACGGCGCUCAAUUGCUCAGGUGGGGCCUUUGGCUAUGGCCGGCAUUACUGGGCCAUGCCUGUCAGCAUAAACAUUGAACGCGCAAAUGAAGUUCAAUAUGCAACAGUGGCUUUCAGUUUUGCAACCCUAAGUUUUGCAAAGAUUUCCAUGGCCCUCUUCUACCUUCGUCUCAGCCCCAGCGAUACCUACAGGAAGGUGAUCAAGGCCGUCGCGGGUCUUUGCAUGGCUUUCAGCUUCAUCAGCCUCAUGUUUGCCCUGUUCUUUUGCUCUCCAGUCUCAAAGGCCUGGGAAGGGGCUAUGAAUCCUGGAAUCAAAGGAAAAUGCCUUCCGUUCUAUGAUAUUAUACUUGUCAUUGCCACAAGUUCUGUUCGAUUUGCUCACCUCUUCGACCGCAAGUAUUCACCGGCGAAUCCGGAUUACUUCUAUGACGCAAUCACACAGUUUACCUGGGCUUCCUUAGAAACCCAGAGUAGCAUCAUCUGUACUUGCCUUCCUCAUCUCAAUCCACUAUUUACAAACACCAUCCCGAGAUUUAUGAAGUCGAAAUUUACCAAUAGCAAGGGAAUUGGCGAUGUGUCAGGCGCUUUGAGACAACCUCGUCGAGAUAAUAAUAUGGGCGAUGACAACGACGCCCUCUUCCCCAAACGCCGCAACAGUCUGGAAAAAUGGGGCAUGAAGAUGACAGCGGUAGAGCGCGAGGGCGCGACUAUAAAUGAAACUUCCAAUAUCAGCAAUUCCGCCAUAGCGACACACGGCUCCGGCACCCAGAGAACUGAGUCGCAGGAUAAUAUUUUGGGGACCCCACCUGGGUCUAGCGCUGGGAUGGUUGUGGAAAAUAAUGAGUCGAAAAGGACGCCGUCAGAUCAUCUGAACCACGGCCCUGACAUAGUUUAG
This is a messenger RNA of Venustampulla echinocandica, 1101 nucleotides long. RefSeq lists its product as uncharacterized. Lineage: Eukaryota; Fungi; Ascomycota; Leotiomycetes; Helotiales; Pleuroascaceae. The record is from RefSeq and is a predicted model, not a curated record. The transcript is spliced from 5 exons. The coding region runs from base 1 to 1101 and encodes 366 amino acids.